This is a messenger RNA of Condylura cristata (star-nosed mole), 3873 nucleotides long. RefSeq names its product fukutin related protein (gene FKRP). The record is from RefSeq and is a predicted model, not a curated record. The transcript is spliced from 2 exons. Gene Ontology annotation, biological process: protein O-linked glycosylation via mannose. Gene Ontology annotation, cellular component: Golgi apparatus. Lineage: Eukaryota; Metazoa; Chordata; Mammalia; Eulipotyphla; Talpidae. The coding region runs from base 854 to 2341 and encodes 495 amino acids.
CCUCUUAGACUCCUCCUCUACUCCACCUUGGUGAUUAUGGGGCCCCAAGCCUCUCCUGUCCUGGAGCCUGGAGGAGGUUGCCAAGGUAACCUAGGUCCCUGGUGGUCCUCCUGCCCCUACCCUCCUGGUUACUAUGGCAAUCGCACUUAGCGCUCAGGUAGAAAGGGCCCAAGGACAAGGGUGGCCAAGAGAAACGGGACCUCUUUCCUAACCCUCCCCCCUCACCACCCAGUUGGCAUUACCAUGGUAACCAUCCCCUCCUUUCCCUUCUUGGGAGGUCCAUGGACCAAACCAACCAGGUGUUUUUAUUUAGAAGAGAUGCUCUGCUGAGUAGUUGCUAUGGUUACCGGACCUAGACCCUCCCCAGGGAGGUGAAAAAUAGGCAAGGCUAAGUCCUGGUUACUAUGGUGAUGUGGGGGUCCCCCUUCCAGUGACGGCAGGAACCAGGCCCACCAAGAUGGGAAUGUUUUAGCAUUGUCUCAGGAUGGAGUGUGUCUAGGGAAGGGUUGUCAUGGUAACAGCUUCUGUCACUCUCACCCUACCUUUCUGGACACAUUGAUAGAGAGGGUUGGGUUGGUAAUGAUAACUGACAUCCUUCCCACCCUCUCCAGAGAGGCUCCAGGUGGUGCCCCAGCUUCUGGGACAGCAGAGAAUGAUUCUCUGACUUCGUUGCCACUUUUGUUGUAAGAUGACGUUGUGCUCUAUUAUGCAAAAUUGGCUGAUUUGGGAUUUUCUGGUUUUCCUUCCCGCAGCACUGCCCCUGAGCUGGGCUGGCACUGCCCCUCCAGAGCUCCCCCAGCCAGCUACCUAGGAGGAUGCCCUGGAGGCCCUGCCAGGGUCUGACUUCGACUCCAUGCGGCUCACUCGCUGCCAGGCUGCCUUGGUAGCCGCCAUCGCCCUCAACCUCCUGGUUUUCUUCUAUGUCUCGUGGCUGCAGCACCAGCCCAGGAGCUCCCGGGCACGAGGCCUGCGCCGCGGAUCUGCCGCCGGCCCCCGUGUCACCGUCCUGGUGCGAGAAUUCGAGGCCUUCGAUAACGCGGUGCCGGAGCUGGUGGACUCGCUCCUGCAGCAGGACCCCGCCCAGCCAGUGGUGGUGGCGGCCGACGUGCUCCCCUACCCGCCCCUGGCCCUGCCACGCCUCCCCAACGUCCGGCUGGCGCUGCUCCAGCCCGCCCUAGACCGGCCCGCCGCGGCCUCGCGCCCAGAGACCUACGUGACCACCGAGUUCGUGGCUCUAGUGCCGGAUGGCACAAGAGUCGAUGGUCCGGGCCAGCUGGAGCGCAUGGUGGAGAUUCUCCGGGCAGGAGGCCCACGCCUGGUGGCCGCCCCGGUGGCCUCCGCCAACCCUGCGCGGUGCCUGGCCCUAAACGUCAGCCUACGGGAGUGGACGGCCCGGUAUGGUCCGGCACCCACUGCGCCCCGCUGCGAUGCUCUGGAAGGAGACGCAGUCGUGCUCCUGCGUGCCCGGGACCUCUUCAACCUCUCGGCGCCCCUGGCCCGGCCUGUGGGCACCAGCCUCUUCCUGCAGACCGCCCUUCGCGGCUGGGCCGUGCAGCUGCUGGACCUGCCCUUCGCCGCGGCGCACCAGCCCCCGCUGACCACAGCCCACGCACGCUGGAAGGCCGAGCGCGAAGGGCGCGCGCGGCGGGUGGCGCUGCUCCGGGCGCUGGGCAUCCGCCUGGUGAGCUGGGAGGGCGGGCGGCUGGAGUGGUUCGGCUGCAGCAAGGAAACCGCGCGCUGCUUCGGCACAGUGGUGGGCGACACACCUGCCUACCUGUACGAGCAGCGCUGGGCGCCCCCGUGCUGCCUGCGCGCGCUGCGGGAGACGGCGCGCUACGUGGUGGGCGUGCUGGAGGCGGCGGGAGUGCGCUACUGGCUGGAGGGCGGCUCGCUGCUGGGGGCGGCCCGCCACGGGGACAUCAUCCCGUGGGACUACGACGUGGACCUGGGCAUCUACCUGGAGGAUGUGGGCAACUGUGAGCAGCUGCGGGGAGCCGAGGCGGGCUCCGUGGUGGACGAGCGCGGCUUUGUGUGGGAAAAGGCGGUGGAGGGCGAUUUCUUCCGCGUGCAGUACAGCGAGAGCAACCACCUGCACGUGGACCUGUGGCCCUUCUACCCGCGCAAUGGGGUCAUGACCAAGGACACGUGGCUGGACCACCGGCAGGAUGUUGAGUUCCCCGAACACUUCCUGCAGCCUCUGGUGCCUCUGCCCUUUGCUGGUUUCAUGGCACAGGCACCUAACAACUACCGCCGCUUCCUGGAGCUCAAAUUCGGCCCCGGGGUCAUCGAGAACCCGGAGUACCCCAACCCUGCACUCCUGAGUUUGGCGGGGAGCGGUUGAACCCUAUACCCCCAUAUCUGGGGCCAGGGGAACAGCCCGUCAAGGGGAGCUAGCCUUUGUCUUUUGGGGUCUGUGUGUCGGCGGUGGGCAUGUGGAGGAAUUGACCAAGAAGGACAUUCAAGAGAAGGGAGGACAGACAGAACCAAGGAUCUGAAGUGACUUCCGCUUCAGUCCAGUGGCUGCUGGGAUUGCACCCGCCACUAGAGGGCGCCCCUGUGCCGGGCAGCACAUGCUAACUAUCUCCCUCUUGCAGAAAGCUACUCCCUUCCCCCGAGCCCCCAAGCGAGGUGCAUGCUGCGGUUAAUCACUAGGGCUGCCCUGGCGCCUCUCCUUAUGAACUGUUACCUCAUUCUAGUUCUCUGCCUGGCGAGGAGGUUGAGGGGAAGCCUGGUCUCAGCUCACACUUGCCAAGCACCUACUGUGUACAAGGCGCCAUCCUGGGAGUCUCACCAUCCUCGCAGGUGAAAGGUGCUAGGAUUUCAUUUCAGAUAAGGAAAAGGAUCGUCACCUGCCCCAGGUCAGGCAGCUUAGGAAGUGGCUGUUGCCUUGCUCCUUUUUGCUCAGAGCUUCUGAGGGGGGCUUUGCAAUGCCACACUAAGCUGCAGCCCCCUGCCCCUUGGGGCCACAAGUGAGAGUGGAUGGGAGGAAGUGAGGCAAGUAGCUGUUUGGACAUGACCUUUCAGGCGUGUCCUUAUUUAUAAGUUACACACAGGUACUACUGCUGUCUGUAUAUUAUAGUGAGGCUUAACUUAUUUGAUUUGAAUCUUAUAUAUAGAGGUUUUUGUUUACCUGCCUGAUCCCAACGACUUGUCCCCCAGCUCCCCACCUGUUUAAAAAAAAAAAAGCACAGGCUCAAAUCCAGAGCUGCCACUUCCUUGGUGAACGUGGGCUGCCUGCCCAGACUCUGCUUUCUACACCUAUGAAGUGGGGGUAGUGAGCCACACACCCCACGUGGGUAAAGGGGUCCUAGGUCAGAGAUGGGUCUGCUCCUGUCUUGUGAUCUUAGGCAAAUGGUUGCCUCUCUGAACCUAUGGAUUUGGGCGGGGGAGGAGUUGAUGAUAUUGCAGAAGUGUAAAACCCUCAGGAGGAGGAAGCGGAGGACGCAUCCUCACAGACCCACAAGGGGACAGAAAUUUGCCCUGAUGCUCUGAGGCUUAGACACCCAAAGUCCAACUUCUUAUAACCGAGCCUCUGCUUUCAACCACUGAGCCUGCAAAUGGCUCCCAAAGACACUAUUGCGUUCCCAUGGAACAUUCUAGAAGCACACAGGGGUGAUUUGGGUUACCACUGUGAUGGGACAUCCUCUUGGCUCUCGGAAGGCAUGGCCCAGGGUGGAGCCAUCUUAUGCCAUGCAGGGCACCGGGCACCACUAAGCACUGGCCCUUGUCCCAGAUCGUUUGAAAAGGUCUCACUUGACAUUCACCAGGGAUGGGUGGUGUUCAAAAUGUCUUGCAACUGGAACGGUAAUAUAAAUUAAUAUAAUAUAUAAAUCAAUAUAUGCAUCAAUUUUUAAAUAAAAUAAUUUAAAUAUC